Molecule: messenger RNA, 2114 nt
Organism: Lobosporangium transversale
Lineage: Eukaryota; Fungi; Mortierellomycota; Mortierellomycetes; Mortierellales; Mortierellaceae
Product: Catenin-beta-like protein
Exons: 7
Coding region: 44-2107 (687 amino acids)
Cellular component (GO): spliceosomal complex
Source: RefSeq, a predicted model, not a curated record
CAUGUAAACUCUUUCCUUCUCAGUCGGCCGACAUUAUAAAAUCAUGGACAUUGACAGCAUUUUCAAGACACCGACAGCGCCUGCCAGUAAAGCUGGAACAAAGCGUAAACUUCUGUCUCCUGAGGAGCUAUAUCGAAAGAAUGCGCGCCAUGCCAGUUAUGAGGAGCUUACAGGACGAAGUUUUGAAGUACCUGACAAUGGUGAAGGAUCAUCAUCAUCGAAAAGACGUACUACUGUCUCUAUAGAGGAUGAAGAUGAAGGGAGAGGUGAAUCAAUGGCUAAAUAUGAGGGAGUUGCAAAUCCCGAAGAAGAAGAUGAAGACGGACGAUUCUUUGGUGAUGGACUGACAAGGGAUCAAAAGGAUAUUUUGGACUAUGUGGAUGAAAUCGAUCCUGAAGAGGAAAAAUUUGAUCUCUCGUCAGUGCGCAAAAUGAUUCUCAAGUUUGAAAAGGCGAUCAGCAAAAACCAGGAAAUGCGUGUAAAAUACCCAGAUGAUCCAACCAAAUUUAUGGAGUCAGAAACGGACCUUGAUGAGGAAAUUAAACGUCUUAUGGCCAUGACACAAGCUCCUCAUUACUACCCUGUUCUAAUCGAACUGGGCACUACAUCAUCUAUUCUCUCACUUCUUUCUCAUGAAAACCCGGAUAUUUCAAUUGACACGAUUGAACUUCUUAAGGAACUAACGGAUGAAGAAGUGUUGAACGUAGAACAAGAACAGGAUCAAGAAGAGGAUGAAGGCGAAAGAGGGAUGAAGCUCUUUGUGGACCAUUUAGUUGACCAAGGAUUAUUGGAUCUGUUGGUUCAGAAUUUAAAUCGACUGGAUGAAGAAGAAACAAAUGACCGACAGGGUGUUUUCAACAUAUUGGCAAUUUUUGAAAAUUUGACAUCAAUCGAUCCUUCCAUGUCGGAUAAAAUCGUAGCCAAGAGUCAACUCCUACCUUGGAUUAUCAAUCGAUUGAAAGUCAAAGCAUUCGAUUCAAAUAAGCAAUAUUGUAGCGAGCUCUUGGCGAUCCUAUUGCAAAAUAGCUCAGAAAACAGAAUGGCUCUUGGAAAGCAAGGUGGUAUUGACGACUUACUGCAGUUACUGGCAGUGUAUAAGCGCAAGGAUCCAAAGGACCCUGAUGAAAUCGAAAUGAUGGAGAACUUAUUUGACGGAUUAUGUUCUGCUCUGGCGGAGAAAGAGAAUAAGAGAUUGUUUUUGGAAGGUGAAGGGAUUGAACUGAUGGUGAUCAUGAUCAAGGAGAAAAAGAUGGCCCGUAUCAAGGCAGUUAAGGUAUUGGACUAUGCCAUGUCGACUAAAUCAGGCACAGCCAAUUGUUUACGUUUUGUUGAGAUUAUGGGCCUCAAGACUUUGUUCUCCAUCUUUUCACGAAAGGGUGUAGACAAGCUCAAGAAAGCCUAUAAAUCUUUCUCAGAAGUUGAAGAAGAGGAGCAUAUUAUUGGCAUCAUGGCAUCACUGGUCCGUAACCUACCAUUGGAAUCAGGACACAGACUGCGAGUGGUUCGUAAAUUUGUGGAGGACGACUAUGCUAAAUUGGAACGACUCUUGGAUUUGCGGGAGGGCUAUGAAGCCCGGUUGAAAGCAUUGGAUGAAAAGAUUGAACAGGAGAACAAGGAACAAGAGCUUGAUGAAGAAGGGAUUGCAGAGAUGGAACCUCUCCGAGCGCUGGAACGUCUCGAUGCAGGACUGUAUAUGAUGCAAUUGAUCGAUUUAAUCUUGGCACAUUUGUGUGCAGAGAACUUGGACCUAGACGAAGAGACUGAAGCCAAGAAGGAAGGUGAUGAAAGCGAAAUUAAGAUCAGGAUUAGAACACUUUUGAACAGGAGAGGUCAAUCUUUGGAUGAUAUUAGGCAGAACUUGCAAGCAUAUCUGGAUGGCCUUGAAGUCAACACAGCCCUAGCAGAGGGAGCACGGACUAAACUCUUAUCUCAAUCUGGCUCAGGACCUUUGAACGAAUCCAAUAACAAUGAAGCAUCAUCGGAAGUAGAGGAAGGAGAGGUCACUGCGAUCAGCACAGACACAGAACUUACACAAGAGGAGGAGUUGGCGCUCGAGGCAUUGGAGGCAAAAGAGUUUGUGCAGUAUGUUUUGAAUCUCUUAGAAUAAACUAUGC